Molecule: messenger RNA, 2064 nt
Organism: Triticum aestivum (bread wheat)
Lineage: Eukaryota; Viridiplantae; Streptophyta; Magnoliopsida; Poales; Poaceae
Product: clathrin light chain 2
Exons: 3
Coding region: 167-514 (115 amino acids)
Source: RefSeq, a predicted model, not a curated record
UUAGCCCUAACACAACCCGCACCACCCGUCCUCUCGCCCCCCUCUCUCCUACGCACCCACAGCCGCCGCCCUCUCCCUCCCUCAGAUCUCGGUCUUGAUCUACGGCUCGAACCAACCCACCUCACUGCCGCGCCCUUCCACGACGACCCCUUCCUCGGCUUCGCCGAUGGCGGGCCCCCAGCAGUUGACGUCCACGUCUCCAGGGGCGGCGGCCACGACUUCCCGGCCUCCCUUGACCCCUACGCCUUCAGCCACGACUCCGCCGCCAUGCACCCCUUCGGCAUGCCACUCCAACGGCAACGACCGCCGCGCCCUUCCCACAACAUCAUGCCUCUUCACCGACUCCGGACAUGUCCUCCCCAACCCCGCCCAGAUGGGGGCCGACGAGGGCUUCCUCCUCCGCGAGUGGCGCCGCGCCGGGGAUCAGCACCUCGCCGUCGGAGGAGAACAUGUGUUACUUCAAUGUCAUGGCCCUUGGCCCCGCGCAGUCGCCCUACGAAGGACAAGGUGGUGAACCCGCUGUUCCUGAAGAGGCCGAAGUAGUUCGGCAUCGGUGGCGCCCUGCCGCCCAAGAAGGGCCUCCACCGGUUCGUCAAGUGGCCCAAGGUCAUGCGCAUCCAGCGCCGCAUCCUCAAGCAGCGCCUCAAGGUGCCCCCGGUGCUCCACCAGUUCACCCACACCCUCGACAAGAACCUCGGUAUAUACGAAACUUGCCUGUUCAGUCGUCGCUGGACUCGGAAUCCACAAUGCCUGAGGUCGUUUAGUUGUUGUGCUGUAUUAUUUUGACUUGUGUGUAUGCAAUAGCUAAGUGAGCAAGUAUUAACUUGGCUAAGAUAAUGAAAAGAAAUGAUGGAUGUGUUUUAAGAUUCCUGCUGGUAGAUAGAUUGGGAGCCUCUUCUUGCGUGAUAAGGGCAAUGCAUGAUGUUGUCCUACAUACCUACUACUAUAUUUAUUUUACUGAAUAUGUUGACAUGCCAUGACAUUAUGAAGUAAUAGACUGGUUAGCAGAAGCUUUCACUUCUAAGGAUGCCAGCAGUAGGAAGAAUCGUAGUAGUUAAGUGACUGCGUGGCUGCUAUGGCCUUGCUAUAUUUGUACAUGAAGUCACACCUCUAUAAUUGUUUUUCCUUUAUGUUGGAACGUGUCUAGUUAAUGACUGGUAUUGAGAGAUUUUGGUGGUUACUUAUGCUUAUUGUGUAUCACAUUGAAAAAGAAAAUGCACAAUGAGCUUACCUUUGUAUGUCAGGAUUUUUUCUUCAUCUGUUACCCUUCCUUUGGUUGUAGUUUAUCUUCGUACAGAAUUCAAUCUUGGUGUUCUUCCUAUUUGCAUUUGAUGAUGUUUUUAAAAUUCCCUAGCACAACUAUAUAUAACAAUGCGGGUAUGUGUUUACCUCUCUUCUGUUCUUCCUGUUAAAGGUGUCCAAUUUGGUUCUGUUCCUAUGUUGAAACUUCUGAAAUUGAGCAGUUGUUCUUGUUCUGAGUUCCUUCAGGGAGAUGAAUCUGAAUUGAUGUUGACUCUUUGUCUCAAUUCAGUUUAACUGCAUGGACAUGUACACAUGCAAUCCGAAUUUUCUGUAGAUCAUUGGUGAUCGUUCCCCAUGCCGAAAUUGAUUGGCAGUGAACGACUAGUCAUUUUUUUGCUAUGACAUAGUAUUUAGAUAUUUGCAUAUGUUCAAGCGCAUUAUCCUGUUUGCUCGUUGGAUCCAAUGAGAGAUAACAAGGUUAGAUUAAUAUUUAUGUCCUUCCUUUCAUGUGCUGCUUGUGCCUAUCUUGACCUUGUCACUUUAUUAUGUUUCUAACUUUCCAUAAUUUAUUAUUUGCAUAUGCUGGCCUUCAUUCUUCGAUAGUUGGGUGCACAGGAGCUCUAGGAAGAAGAAUCCCGAAGAAAAACCACACCGAGCAAUGCGUUUUAGCUCACUGGAGCUAGUUAUGUGUAUAUUUAGUUUUAUUUUAUAGUUGAAUACCAGAUCUGUACUAUGUAUGAUUGUAAUGUACUUUGCUUGGCUGUUGUAUGAAAUAGUAUGCCUUAUUGGCUCUUUUUUAAUCAAAUUGUAUAAUUGCACAAA